GCGGAAAGAAAAUGUCCCAUGCAACAAUACAUAUUGACCCAUAAGGGUGUGACAAGGUUAUUGAUCACUAUAAAACCAAUUAGAACUUGCAAUUGCAAAUGCAUUACUUCAGUUGCAAUCUCUAGUGUACCGUCUUAUCGCAAUGAAAACCCUCUGCGUAGUCGUCUUCGUAGGCAUCGUUGCCGCAGCUCACGCCAGCCUGAUCGGCCUGGGGCAUGGGGGUGUAGACAGUGCGGCCAUCCUGGCAGGUCCUUCGGGAACUGUCUCCAGGACCGGGCACGGGAUCAUCGCCGGGCCGGCCGCUAUCGGCGUGGGCCACGUCGGCGUUGGUGUAGUCGCUGCAGCCCCCUUGCUGGUGCCCCACCAUGCCGCCCAACUGGGCCUGGAGCUGUCGGUUCCCGCAGGAUCUGGACUCGAAGGACAAUGGAUUCCGGACGUCAACGAGAAAUUGCACGACGAUGGCUCCUACAAACCCCACGUUUAUGGGUGGUAGGGUGGAACCACCAGUACCUUUCAUUGUGUAUUUUGUGCUAUAAAUUUUCGAAAUAAAUAUUUUUGUACGA
Tribolium castaneum (red flour beetle) is the source of this 563-nucleotide messenger RNA. RefSeq names its product ADFb like protein. The record is from RefSeq and is a predicted model, not a curated record. Lineage: Eukaryota; Metazoa; Arthropoda; Insecta; Coleoptera; Tenebrionidae. The transcript is spliced from 2 exons. Bases 143 to 493 code for a protein of 116 amino acids.